AUGUCUCGCAAUCUCAAGCAAAAGUUUACAACCCCGGUCAAAAAGACCAAGACCGCCCAGCGCCGCCGCAGGGUCUCCGACACUCCUUCUGCUUCUUCCCUAGACCUCUCCGACGAUGGCGGCUACUCUGCCGUUGAAGAUAUUAGCGACUCUUCAGACGACGAUGAGGAUGAUGUUGCUGCGGCCGAGGAGGAGAACAUCCUAGAAGAAACUCAUGUUCCCCCCACCCCACCACAAGCUCCUCGGCCGCAACCGACUAUUGAGGAGGACGAAGAAGAGGAGGAGGAGGAAGUUGAGCAGGACGAGGAUGAGCAAGAGGGCCUGGAUAUUGAGGAUGAUGACGCUGCUAGCUGGGGAGGCAUCGUUACGGACGAUGAGGACCAGCCUGACGUCUACCAAGACGCCAAUAUCUUUGGUGAGGAGCCUCUAGAGCGUCACGUUCACUUCGACGUGCCCUCCAGCGACUCUGACUCCACUGACACCGAGGAUGAGAUUCAGGGUUUCUUCCCUGAUAUCUUUGUCUCUCAAAACAACCUGGAUCCUGCUUUCCGCCGUGAGAUCGAGAACGAUCCCAAUGAGUCUUCUGACUCGGGAUCUUUCUGGGACUUCAACAACCAAUACGGCGAGCAAGAUGAUGACUCGGAUGCCGAGGAAAUCUUCCGGCAAAUUGACGAUGACACCCCUAUUGCCACUCCAAUGGCCUCCCAGCCAGCCACUGCUGCCUCUACCCCUCAGCCCAUUCCCUUUGGCUUUGAGGAACCCACCGAGCUGGAUGGCUACGAGACUGAUGGUGAUACCACCGAGGAAGAUGAACCCGAACCCAUUGUACGAAGGAAGAUUCGACGCCCUUCAAAGCCCAUGAGCGACAUUUCCGACUCUGACGCCGACAGCCCGGUCAAGGCCGAGCGUGGCCAGCCCCGUCUGGGACGUUACAACCUUGACCGUUCCGACAAGAAGCCCAUUGCUGUCCUCAACCCCGUCACAGGAAAAAUGAUGAUCUUUACUCCUCACCGGCGCCACCAACUCGACCUCUCCCCCGAACAAUUUAACUUUCCCUGGGGUACUGAGGGGCCCGAGUCACCUAUCAUGAGCAACUCUGCAAACCUAAUGCUCAGCGCCAUGUUCUCCUCCAACACUUUUGGUGACUUCUUCAAUACGGCUCAGGUUAUGGGACCCACUGAGGCUUUCUUUCCCUUCCCCUCUGAGCCCAAUACCGCAGACGAAAGCUCAACCGCGCCUAGCUUGCAGGAUGAGGAGGAGGAAGACGCUGAACUCAACUUGGACCUCAACGACUUUAUCGCCUGGGAGGAAAAUGACUCUUCUGGCGACGAAGAGGGUGACAACUGGGAUCCCGCGUCAACGCCUGCGCGACCCAGCACAGCUACAAGCGAGAAGCAGGCUCUAAGUCACAUCAACUCCGAGACUGUCGGAGCUUUCCGCCGUAACCAAAUUAACCAGCAGCUCAUCCUGAGCAACCAGGCUACCCAGGACUCACUCGCAUUCAGCGGCCCCUACAACUACACCGCACUCAAGGGUCUCAAAUCGGACCGCUUUGACACAGCUGCCAUCCCCCUAACACCCGCUCGUCGCCACAAAAGACAGAUGAGCGACGCCACACGCAGCCCCCUUGAGUCGAUGUCUCAAAAACGCAAGGCCACCACCGAAGCUGGCAAUGGCCACAAGAGGCACAGAAGCAUCUCGGAUGUGAACUAUCUCCACAUCUAG
Messenger RNA from Fusarium tjaetaba, 1725 nucleotides. RefSeq lists its product as uncharacterized. The transcript has 2 exons. The coding region runs from base 1 to 1725 and encodes 574 amino acids. The record is from RefSeq and is a predicted model, not a curated record. Lineage: Eukaryota; Fungi; Ascomycota; Sordariomycetes; Hypocreales; Nectriaceae.